CCCUGCGCAGUGUGACCGGGAUGGCGUAUUUUCUUGCACCGAGUAAUGCGGUGUCGCUGGCGGCUGAGAAGGGUGGAGAGUUCCGUGGUGAAGUAGGGGGAGGGAUCUAUGUAGGCGUUCGGAGGAGCCUUGGCCUGAACUAUAAAGUGGGAAGUUGAUGCUGGGUACUGCUACUCCCGGACCGGCAGCGUGAAAGUUGUGAUAUCACCGUUGAACAUCAGCUUUGAAAUUCAAAAACAAUGGAGAAGACGCAAGAAACAGUGCAAAGAAUUCUCCUAGAACCCUAUAAGUAUUUACUUCAGUUACCAGGUAAACAAGUGAGAACCAAACUUUCACAGGCAUUUAAUCAUUGGCUCAAAGUUCCAGAAGAUAAGCUGCAGAUUAUCAUUGAAGUGACAGAGAUGUUGCAUAAUGCCAGUUUGCUCAUCGACGAUAUCGAAGACAACUCAAAACUCCGACGUGGCUUUCCUGUGGCACACAGUAUCUAUGGGAUUCCGUCCGUCAUCAAUUCUGCCAAUUACGUGUAUUUUCUUGGCCUAGAGAAAGUCUUAACCCUUGAUCACCCCGAUGCGGUAAAGCUUUUUACCCACCAGCUUCUGGAACUCCACCAGGGACAAGGCCUAGAUAUCUAUUGGAGGGAUAAUUACACUUGUCCCACCGAAGAAGAAUAUAAGGCUAUGGUGCUACAAAAGACAGGUGGGCUGUUUGGAUUAGCAGUGGGUCUCAUGCAGUUGUUCUCUGAUUACAAAGAAGAUCUAAAGCCACUACUUAAUACACUCGGGCUCUUUUUCCAAAUUAGGGAUGAUUAUGCUAAUCUGCACUCCAAAGAAUAUAGUGAAAACAAAAGCUUUUGUGAAGAUCUAACAGAGGGAAAGUUCUCGUUCCCUACUAUUCAUGCCAUCUGGUCAAGGCCUGAAAGCACCCAGGUGCAGAGUAUCUUGCGCCAGAGAACCGAAAAUAUAGAUAUUAAAAAAUACUGUGUACAUUAUCUUGAGAACGUAGGUUCUUUUGAAUACACUCGGAGUACUCUUAAAGAGCUUGAAUCUAAAGCCUAUAAACAAAUUGAUGCACGUGGUGGGAACCCUGAGCUUGUAGCUCUAAUAAAGCACUUAAGCAAAAUGUUCAAAGAAGAGAAUGAAUAAUACUAAGUCAUUCUUGAUUAGGCCUGGGAGCUUAUUUUAGUUGACUUUUUUUUUUUUUUUUUUUUGUCUUUUAGCCUAUCACUUUUUUAAAAAUUAGGACCAAGCUGUUAGUCUCCUCAAACUGAGUGAAUUGGGGUGAUGUGAGUGAGAUUGUUUCAAUUUAGAACCCCUUUGUACAGAUAAUCAUCAUAGUACAAAGUUGAUGGAAUCAAAAGGAGCCACAUUUAAAUAGGUCUAAUAUGAAUGUCAGAAUGUGCUGUGUUGGGACCUUAUGGACAACUGCCACAAAUGUUCUGCUAAUUCUAUCAAUAAAGAAGACUUCAGCUUCCGGGAA
Molecule: messenger RNA, 1476 nt
Organism: Lynx canadensis (Canada lynx)
Lineage: Eukaryota; Metazoa; Chordata; Mammalia; Carnivora; Felidae
Gene: GGPS1
Product: geranylgeranyl diphosphate synthase 1
Exons: 4
Coding region: 240-1142 (300 amino acids)
Biological process (GO): isoprenoid biosynthetic process
Molecular function (GO): prenyltransferase activity
Source: RefSeq, a predicted model, not a curated record